Molecule: messenger RNA, 5707 nt
Organism: Tarenaya hassleriana
Lineage: Eukaryota; Viridiplantae; Streptophyta; Magnoliopsida; Brassicales; Cleomaceae
Product: brefeldin A-inhibited guanine nucleotide-exchange protein 5-like
Exons: 34
Coding region: 171-5366 (1731 amino acids)
Biological process (GO): regulation of ARF protein signal transduction
Cellular component (GO): trans-Golgi network
Molecular function (GO): guanyl-nucleotide exchange factor activity
Source: RefSeq, a predicted model, not a curated record
UCAAGAAUUGACAAAAAGAAUGUGAAGAUCUAAGACUGGCUGUUUCCGCUUGCUUCACAUCUCUCUCCGAUCAAAGAUUCGGUCAAGGAAAAACCAAAUCCUCAGAUAAUCUCUGUUGAAGGAGAAGAAUACGACGACGAGGAGAAGACGUAAAGUGACUGUUCGUCGAAAUGGCCGCCGGGGGAUUCGUGACCCGUGCAUUCGAAGAGAUGCUCAAGGAAUGCGCGAGCAAGAAGUAUCCCGAUCUCAUGAAAGCUAUUCAAUCUUAUCAAGAGGGUCCUAAGGCUGUUACUCAAGCUGCAACGUCGGCCGGGGAUGGGAGCUCACAAGCUGAAGGCGGCACUGAAUUAACCGGGGGAGAAGGAGAUGAACGACAGAAAGGUGUUCAGAGUUCUAAAGUUGUUGAGCAGUCAGGCCAGCAAGGAAGUGGAACUAUCACUAUCUCCUUAGCAAGUGCAGGGCACACAUUAGAUGGAGCUGAAGUGGAUCUUGUUCUGAAACCUCUUCGCCUUGCAUUUGAGACUAAGAAUUUGAAAAUUCUAAAUGCUGCUUUGGAUUGUAUUCAUAAACUCAUUGCAUAUGAUCAUCUAGAGGGGGAUCCUGGUCUGGAAGGGGGCAAAAACUCUGCACCUUUUACAGAUGUCCUGAACAUGGUAUGCGGUUGCAUUGACAAUUCAUCUCCAGACAGUACUGUACUUCAAGUGCUGAAGGUUCUUCUUACAGCUGUUGCUUCAGCAAAGUUUAGAGUGCAUGGCGAACCAUUGCUGGGAGUUAUCCGAGUUUGCUAUAACAUUGCUCUGAACAGCAAGAGCCCAAUAAACCAAGCAACUUCGAAAGCAAUGUUAUCUCAGAUGAUAAGCAUUGUAUUCAGAAGAAUGGAGACAGACAUUGUCUCUGAUUCAUCCUCCACGUCUGCUCAAGAACCUGUUUCCAUUGACAGUUCGAGCUCAAAAAUUGAAGAAAUUUCUUUCACUGACCAAAAUGAGAAAGAAAUGACUAUAGGAGAUGCUCCUGAUCAGGCCAAUGACACAACUUUUGCUUCUGUUGAAGAUUUGCAUACCCUUAUAGGUGGAGCUGACAUUAAGGGUUUAGAAGCUGUACUUGAUAAAGCUGUGCAUAUUGAAGAUGGAGAAAAGAUAAAACGGGGCAUUGACCUUGAGAGCAUGAACAUUGGACAGCGUGAUACAUUACUAGUAUUCCGCACCCUUUGCAAGAUGGGUAUGAAGGAAGAUAGUGAUGAAGUUACAACCAAGACCCGUAUAUUGUCUCUAGAGCUUCUUCAGGGUUUGCUAGAAGGAGUCAGUCAUUCGUUUACGAAGAACUUUCACUUUAUUGAUUCGGUGAAAGCCUAUCUUUCGUAUGCUUUGUUGCGGGCUUCUGUCUCUCAAUCUCCUGUCAUAUUUCAGUAUGCAUCUGGUAUCUUCUCAGUGCUGUUACUGCGAUUUAGAGAUAGUCUGAAAGGUGAAAUUGGAAUCUUUUUCCCCAUCAUUGUCCUGCGAUCAUUAGAUAGCUCUGAAUGUCCCAUUGACCAGAAGACGGGAGUCCUCAGGAUGCUUGAGAAAGUCUGUAAAGAUUCUCAGUUGCUUGUCGAUGUAUAUGUAAAUUAUGAUUGUGAUUUGGAGGCACCGAACUUGUUUGAGCGCAUGGUAACAACACUCGCAAAAAUUGCACAAGGCACUCAAAGUACUGAUCCAAAUCCAGCUAUUGCUUCGCAGACAGCUUCGGUCAAAGUUUCAUCCCUGCAGUGCCUUGUCAAUGUUCUUAAAUCCCUGGUUGACUGGGGGAAGUCGAGGAGAGAGGAAGAAAAUAAAUCGAGACAUGCAAAAGAAGACACCGGUUCAUCUGGGGAACCGACUGAAACCAAAAGCAGGAACGAUGUCCCAAGCAAUUUUGAGAAGGCCAAGGCUCAUAAGUCCACAAUCGAAGCUGCCAUCUCUGAGUUCAACAGGAAUUCAGUGAAGGGUGUGGAGUACCUCAUAGCAAACAAGUUAGUUGAAAGGGAUCCUACUUCAGUUGCCCAGUUUCUGAGAGAUACAUCAAGUCUGGACAAGGUUAUGAUGGGAGAUUAUCUGGGCCAACACGACGAGUUUUCACUUGCUGUCAUGCAUACUUAUGUUGACUCAAUGAGUUUUUCAGGGAUGAAGUUUGAUACUGCCAUUCGUGAAUUUCUUCAAGGUUUUAGACUUCCAGGGGAAGCUCAAAAAAUUGAUCGCAUUAUGGAAAAGUUUGCAGAGCGAUAUUGUGCAGACAAUCCAGGUCUUUUCAGGAAUGCAGAUACUGCUUAUGUGCUAGCAUACGCAGUUAUUAUGUUGAAUACGGAUGCACAUAAUCCAAUGGUCUGGCCUAAAAUGUCAAAAUCAGAUUUUAUUCGUAUGAAUGUUACAAAUGAUCCUGAAGAUUGCACCCCAACUGAACUUCUAGAAGAGAUCUAUGAUUCCAUUGUAAAGGAAGAAAUUAAGUUGAAAGAUGAUGGUAUCAAGACAUACAGCAGCCAAAGGCCAGGAGGAGAAGAAAGAGUUGGUCUUGUUGGCAUUCUUAAUCUGGCUUUGCCAAAAAGUAAAUCAGCAGCCGAUGCUAAGUCUGAGACAGAGGAUAUAGUUAGGAAAACACAGGAAAUUUUCCGGAAGCAGGGAGUGAAAAGAGGAGUCUUCCACACUGUAGAUCAGGUCGAAGUUAUAAGGCCAUUGGUAGAAGCUGUUGGGUGGCCUCUGCUAGCAACUUUCUCUGUUACAAUGGAGGUAGGUGAUAACAAACCAAGAAUCCUUCUCUGCAUGGAGGGAUUUAAAGCUGGGAUUCAUAUCACUUAUGUUCUUGGAAUGGACACGAUGCGCUAUGCUUUUCUAACAUCGCUUGUCAGAUUUACUUUCUUGCAUGCGCCAAAACAAAUGCAUAGCAAAAAUGUUGAAGCAUUGCGGACAUUGCUUGCUUUAUGUGAUGUGGAGCCUGAUACCCUUCAAGACACUUGGAAUGCUGUCUUAGAAUGUGUUUCACGGCUUGAAUACAUCAUUUCAACUCCGGGCAUUUCUGCAACAGUUAUGCAUGGAUCAAAUCAGAUCUCUAGGGAUGGUGUUGUUCAAUCGUUGAAGGAAUUAGUUGGGAAACCAGCUGAACAAGUUUUUGUUAACAGUAUUAAGCUGCCCAGCGACUCAGUUGUGGAGUUUUUUACUGCUCUUUGCGGUGUUUCAGCUGAAGAACUAAAACAGUCUCCUGCCCGUGUUUACAGCUUGCAAAAGCUUGUCGAGAUCAGCUAUUACAAUACGGCUCGUAUUCGGAUGGUUUGGGCAAGAAUUUGGUCUGUACUUGCAAAACAUUUCAUUUCUGCUGGUAACCAUCACGAUGAAAAGAUUGCAAUGUAUGCCAUAGAUUCGCUGAGACAGCUUGGUAUGAAGUAUCUGGAACGUGCCGAGCUCACCAAUUUCACUUUCCAAAAUGACAUUCUCAAGCCAUUUGUCAUUAUCAUGCGGACAACUCGAAGUGAGACUAUAAGGAGCCUGAUUGUUGACUGCAUUGUUCAAAUGAUAAAAUCUAAAGCUGGUAGUAUUAAAUCUGGAUGGCAGAGUGUCUUUAUGAUAUUCACUGCAGCGGCAGAUGAUGAAGUUGAAUCAAUUGUUGAAAAAUCAUUCGAGAAUGUUGAACAAGUUAUUCUGGAACACUUCGACCAGGUGAUUGGUGAUUGUUUCAUGGACUGUGUUAACUGUCUCAUCAGGUUUGGCAAUAACAAAGCUUCUCAUGCAAUAAGCUUGAAGGCUAUUGCUCUUCUCAGAAUAUGUGAGGAUCGGCUUGCAGAGGGACUUAUACCUGGUGGUACGCUCAUGCCAAAAAAUGCCAAUGCAGAUGAAACUUUUGAUGUGACAGAACAUUACUGGUUCCCCAUGCUAGCCGGUUUAUCCGAUCUUACAUCAGACUUACGGCUCGAAGUUAGAAACUGUGCCCUCGAGGUGUUGUUUGAUUUGCUGAAUGAAAGAGGCAAAAAGUUCUCGAACGCCUUUUGGGAGAGUAUCUUCCAUCGUAUCUUGUUUCCGAUUUUUGAUCAUGUGAGGCACGCUGGCAAGGAGAGUUUGAUAUCUUCUGGGGAUCUAUUAUUUCGGGAAACAAGCAUUCAUUCGCUCCAGCUCCUGUGCAAUCUUUUCAAUACAUUUUACAAGGAAGUUUGUUUUAUGCUGCCUCCCCUUUUGAGUUUGCUGUUGGACUGUGCGAAGAAAUCGGAUCAGACAGUUGUUUCAAUUGCUUUAGGUGCAUUGGUCCAUCUCAUAGAAGUUGGAGGACACCAAUUUAGUGAGAGUGAUUGGGACAUGCUCUUGAAAAGCAUAAGAGACGUAUCGUACACAACUCAACCGGUGGAGCUGUUGAAUGCUUUGAGCUUUGACAGUACAAAAAAGAAUAUUGUCCUAACGGGAAAUAUAGAAGCUGAUGCUUCUGAUGUCUCGAUUGACAGUCAUCCACGUGACAGCAAAGAUAAUGGAAAUGUUUCCAAACAGGGUGGCACUUCCCUACUGUCUGGGUUACAGCCCAAUUCUGACGGUUCUGAAGGUCUUCCAUCUCCAUCUGGCAAGGCUCAAAAGGAUGCGGAAGCAGGGAAUGUCCAACAGAGUCAGACUUUCGGUCAAAGAAUCAUGGGCAAUCUCUUUCUCAGGAAUCUCUCGUCUAAACAAAAAACCCCGACUGCGGAUUUAUCUGUACCUUCCUCUCCUGCCAAGCUUGUGGAUUCUACUGAGCCUGAUGACAGAGAGGAAGAGGAGAAUCCAUCACUGGGAAUUAUUAGGGGCAAAUGCAUAACACAGUUAUUACUACUUGGUGCUAUAGAUAGCAUCCAGAAAAAAUACUGGAGCAACUUGAAAGCACCGCAGAAGAUUGCCAUCAUGGACAUCUUAUUUUCUUUCAUAAAAUUUGCUGCCACUUAUAAUUCAUAUGCUAACCUCCGAAUACGUGUGAAUCAAAUUCCUGAUGAGAGGCCACCUUUGAACCUUCUCCGGCAAGAGCUGGCAGGAACCACCAUAUACUUUGAUGUCUUGCAAAAGACAACCUCGAGGAUUGCUGAUGUCGUCUCUGAUGCAGAAGAUCAACUAAGUGGUUUAGCAGAAGAAAAAUUAGUGGCAUUCUGUGAACAGGUACUGAAAGAAACAUCAGAUCUCCAGUCCACUUUAGGGGAGACCACAAAUAUGGAUGUUCAUCGGGUACUGGAGCUGCGUUCUCCCGUGAUUGUCAAGGUUCUCAAAGGCAUGUGCUUCAUGGAUAACAGAAUUUUCAGAAAACACAUGAGAGAGCUGUACCCUCUGCUUACAGAUCUUGUGUGUUGUGAACAGAUGGGCAUCCGAGGUGCACUUGCCGACCUUUUCAAAGCACAAUUGAAGCCAAUGUUGCAUUAGCAAAUCUUUCUCAGUUGGAAAUUUACGAGAGUCGGCUCUCGAAUUGCCGUAUAACAGGUCCCGUUCUUUUCCAUAUCGGUUUCUUCGGCCUAUAGUAUGUUCAUCCUUCCGAUACAGGAAUCAGUUUGUGACAUGAGAUUGUUUUCCCUCGUCGUAUGGGAUGCGAGUUGAGAACUGAAAACCUCAAUUUUGGACGGAAUUUUGUGGCCCUUGAAUGAGAGAGCUAUCUAUGUAUUGGCCGAUCGGCGAAUGUAACAUCAAAUACCCAAUUGGUUUUAAAAAAUGAAAACUUUGGUGAUUAAAAGUUUCAGAAAUAUUAUUGGAUGCUUUCGUGAAAAUCA